AUGUCUCGAACAAACGUCACCUGCAGUGAAAAAGCGACCGAACAUGCCUUCUUUCUGAACUGGACACGAUCCCAUCUCAGAAGAACUACGCAGAAACUUCGACGCACUAUGAUAACCACAGCGGAUUGGCCUCCACCUCGAGUUAUCUUUAACUCCGAAAUGUCCAUUACGCAUAAUGGAAAUGGGGACAAAACAACGGCGUGGUUCCUGCCCUGCUGUUUCCAAAGCUGUCGAAACCAGUCGCCUGAAAUUGAGGACACCAGGAACAGUAGAAUCUCGCAGAUGCUCCUGGGGACGUAUAAGGGUGAAAACGAUGUGAAGUGCAAGAAUUUGAUGCUUAGAACGGGUCCGGAUGGUAGCUUGAUCUGUGCUGACCAUGUGGAUGUGAAUAUGUUGAUCGAGGGGUUUCGUGAAUUUGAGCGACGAUUUCAAUAUGGCACACUGAUGCCCUUUGCAAAUGUUCUUCCUAGCUUGAAUUCGGUUCGAAAUGCAAUGAGUCAGGAGGCUAUUCAAGAAGAGACAAAUGAGGAGGAUAGUGCUUCGUCUGACUUAAAGGAAGUGAGGAAGGAAAAGGAGCAGGAGGAAGAAGAAGUCUUUCAAGAGAUCCACCAAGAUGUGUUGAUGGGUCAGGAUAUUUGCGAGGAGUGA
Echinococcus granulosus is the source of this 648-nucleotide messenger RNA. RefSeq lists its product as hypothetical. Lineage: Eukaryota; Metazoa; Platyhelminthes; Cestoda; Cyclophyllidea; Taeniidae. The record is from RefSeq and is a predicted model, not a curated record. The coding region runs from base 1 to 648 and encodes 215 amino acids. The transcript has a single exon.